UGACCAGAGACUGCGGACACAGUACAGGAGAUGACCAGAGACUGCGGACAGUACAGGGAUGACCAGAGACUGCGGACAGUACAGAGAAGCCGGGAAGACCGCGCCGCUGGAUAGAGGAACAGGUAAGAUCAAAGAAGUAAGAGCGGGUAUCUGUCCAAUUCAGGUGCCCGCUCCCCACCUCCCCAAAGGUCAGCAGUCCUCUCCAUAAGGUCCCGCUGCAGAGCUGAGCGGCCGGCCCGGUAUUCUGCACGGCGGCGGUGGAAAUACUGGACCGGCCGCUCUAUAUUCGCUCCAUAAGACGCACUGACAUUUU
This is a messenger RNA of Staurois parvus, 313 nucleotides long. The record is from the annotation of a GenBank genome assembly. Lineage: Eukaryota; Metazoa; Chordata; Amphibia; Anura; Ranidae.